Cervus elaphus (red deer) is the source of this 681-nucleotide messenger RNA. RefSeq names its product olfactory receptor 1020-like. The transcript has a single exon. Lineage: Eukaryota; Metazoa; Chordata; Mammalia; Artiodactyla; Cervidae. Gene Ontology annotation, molecular function: odorant binding; olfactory receptor activity; G protein-coupled receptor activity. Gene Ontology annotation, biological process: G protein-coupled receptor signaling pathway; sensory perception of smell. Gene Ontology annotation, cellular component: membrane. The coding region runs from base 1 to 681 and encodes 226 amino acids. The record is from RefSeq and is a predicted model, not a curated record.
AUGUAUUUUUUCCUCAGUAACCUGUCCCUUGUUGACUUCUGCUACUCUUCUGUCAUUGCCCCUAAAAUGCUCGUAAAUUUCUGGGCAGAGAACCCAGUCAUUUCAUUCAAUGAAUGUGCCACUCAGUUCUUCUUUUUUGGUUCCUUCGCUGGCAUUGAGGGAUUCCUGCUGACCGUGAUGGCCUAUGACCGUUACGCAGCCAUCUGCAAACCUCUCCUUUACACGGUCACUAUGUCCCCCCAACUGAACGCCCUGCUGGUGUUGGCCACAUACCUCGCCGGCUUCAUAAAUGCUGCCGUUCACACGGGCCUCACCUUCCAGCUGUCCUUCUGCCACUCCAGCGUCAUCAACCACUUUUUCUGUGACACUCCACCCCUCCUGAAACUCGCGUGUUCUGACACUCGUGUCAAUGAAGCUGUCAUUUCUGCUUUUGCCAGUUUUAACGAACUGAGCUGCCUCCUGACUGUUCUCAUUUCCUGGCUCUACAUCCUUGCUGCCAUCUUGAGGCUCCGCUCUGCUGAGGGGAGGCGCAGAGCCUUCUCCACCUGCGCGUCCCACCCGAUGGCGGUCACCGUCUUCUUUGGCACAAUCCUGUUCGUGUACCUGCGCCCAGCGGCAGCUACUCAAUGGGCCAAGACAAAGCGGUGUCCGUGUUUUACACGGCGGUCAUCCCCAUGUUAA